Messenger RNA from Oxyura jamaicensis (ruddy duck), 2765 nucleotides. RefSeq names its product arrestin domain containing 2 (gene ARRDC2). Gene Ontology annotation, biological process: protein transport. Gene Ontology annotation, cellular component: cytoplasm; plasma membrane. Lineage: Eukaryota; Metazoa; Chordata; Aves; Anseriformes; Anatidae. The coding region runs from base 138 to 1343 and encodes 401 amino acids. The record is from RefSeq and is a predicted model, not a curated record. The transcript has 8 exons.
CAGGGAUAAAUAGGGAUUUCGGGGCAGCCUUUGCUCUUUCUUCCCUUCCCUAGAGGGCCUCACGGUUGCCUGUCCCGCGUGCCCAAAGUGGGGACCUGCCUCUCGCGGAGCUGCCCGGAUAAUCAGGGGCGGCAGCGAUGCAGCCCCUCAGGCGUGUGCGGAGCUUGGCGGUGGAGCUGGAGGACGGGCGAGCGUGGGGUGCCUACGGCAGCGGGGAGCUGCUGCACGGCCGCGUGCGGCUGGAGCUGCGCGGUGCGCUGCGGCUACGGGCGCUGGAGGUGUGCGCUCGCGGGCGCGCUUUCGUGCACUGGCUGGAGAGCCACAGCGUGGGGCUCAACACCGUCUACCACGACUACACAGCCUUCCAGACCUUCCUGUACCGCCGCUGCCAGCUCAUCCCCGACAAUGGUGAAGUCACCGUCCUGCAGGCAGGAAGGCACGAGUUCCCCUUCACUUUUCAGCUCCCGGAGACCCUGGCUACCUCCUUCGAGGGAAAGCACGGCAGCGUGCGCUACUGGGUGAAAGCCAAGCUGCACAGACCCUGGUCGACGGUGAAGAAGGUGAAGAAGGAGUUCACCGUGAUCGAGCCCAUCGACAUCAACACACCUGCGCUGCUGGCUCCUCAGGCGGGUGCUAAGGAGAAACUUGCUCGUGCCUGGUACUGCAAUCGUGGCCAGGUUUCUGUGACUGCCAAGAUAGACCGAAAAGGCUACACCCCAGGUGAGGUCAUCCCUAUCUUUGCUGAGAUCGACAACUGCACGAGCCGGGCGGUGGUGCCCAAGGCGGCCAUCAUCCAGACUCAGACCUUCAUCGCUCGGGGCACCAAGAAGCAGAAGAAGUCGGUGGUGACCAGCAUCGUUGGCGACUCCAUCGCAGCGGGGAAGCGGGAAGUGUGGCACGGGCGGGCACUGAAGAUCCCACCGGUGGGGCCAUCCAUCCUCCAGUGCCGCAUCAUCCAAGUGGAAUACUCCCUGAAGGUUUGUGUGGAUAUUCCUGGGACGUCCAAGCUGCUCCUCGAACUGCCGCUCGUCAUCGGAACAAUCCCUCUGCAUCCGUUUGGGAGCCGCACGUCCAGCGUCAGCAGCCAGUACAGCAUCAACCUGGACUGGCUGAGCACCAUCCCGGAGCAGCCGGAGGCUCCCCCUGAAUACUCGUCAGUCGUGUCCAGCCCAGAGGCUGAGCAGAGCCUGGCUCCGCCGUGCCGCAGCGAGCUCGGCGGUGUCCUGGAAGGGCCUUUCUUCGCCUACAUCCAGGAGUUUCGCUUCCGGCCACCUCCGCUGUAUUCGGAGAUUGAUCCAAACCCGCCGUCAGACAACAUCCGUCCACGCUGCAUGACCUGCUGAGAGAAACACCUCGGAUGUGGCUGACAGCGUGACAACCCGUCGGGUUGAAAACUUGCACCCUCGCAGCCCUUCGGUCUGGGAACGGCGCCCGAGCGGCGGCUGAACGACCGGAGCUGCAGCGCUGAGACCCCGUCUGUGAUCGCUGCCCUCCGUGCUCCUGCCGUGACUGUCCCACAGGCUGACACCGAGCUGCAGGGCUGGCUGGUGGCACGGACUCGUGCGUGGUAGGAGAGCACGUGUGAAACCCUGCGGUGUGAGCAGUUCGGUGGGACGCGGAGGGUUAAUCACCGCCCCAGCAUUUUGGGGUUCGGAUGGGACAUUUGGCACAAGCCAAGAUUGCUCGCCCCUUGGCUGCAGUGGCUGUGCUCUGGCAACUCCUGUCAACGGAAAACGGGAGCUUGGAGGUAUUUUUCAGGAUUACUAGAGAAUAUUUUAUAAUCUUGUGCUGAGUUCAUCCUGUGGUGGUGCGGGGUGCAGCCCUGCUGCUGCAGUAGCUCUCCAGGACUGCAGUGUCCUAAGAAAGUAACAGGCCUUUUUCUGGCCAGAUGAAGCAGAGCCUUUGUCCGCUGCUGAGAAAUGUUGCCACGAGCCUGGUGAUGCCUGCAGGGGGGGAAUGGUUUGAGCUGCCUUAACAGCCUGGCCAAAAAUGUAAAGACUUCCAUGGAUUAUUGUCCGGGCAGAGGACUGGGGGGGGGGACGAAUUUGUUUCCAAAGCAGCAGUGAUCUGCGGUGGCAUUUUGGUGCCAUUUACCAAGAAUGUGAAAGCCGGUUCCUGCCUGCUGGCCUCAAACGUGCACCGUGUGCUGCCACCUCCCCCCAGGCUGGGGCUGAAAACCAGCCCCCUGCCCGCCAUGCCGCCAUGGGGGGGGUCUUGCUGGGCUCCGUGGUGCCCAAGGAAAUGAGAAAGAAGCCUGCUCCGAGGCUGGCAGCAGCCACAAAAGCUAAUGGGAGCUGUGGAGUUGAAAUGAGCCCUCCAGGGCCAGGAGACCUGCUCAGGAGGGGCCUGAUCCUGUGCCCGCAGAGGAGCCAGCAGCCCCGGCAUGGGGAGGAAGGCACAGCAGCAAUUUGUGCUGCUGCUGUGGGAGCCGAUGAGCCGGGUGCUGCCAUGUGCCUGCUGGGGCUGACCCCACACCCUCUGGCACGAUCUGGGCAGGGUUUGGGGGCUGGGGACCUUUGCAUUCCCUCUCUGAGACAAUCCCGAUGGGCACCCACAGGGCUGCUCACUUCCCACGAGGAGCCAAAGCCAAGCGAGCCUCAGCCUCUGUGCUGGGACCGCGCUCGGCUCACCGGGGAUUGCUCAGAGGACUUUUUUUUUAUAUCUGUGAACACUUUUAUAGCGACCACUCUUGUCUCUGAUAUUGUUCUUUUUGUACGACUUUAGGUGGGGGAUUUUUGUUUGAAAUAAUAAAUUCUUUACACCCA